AUUUGACUCUACUUUGACAGAAUUGACACAGCUGAUUACAAUGUUUUGCGUUUUUUUUUUUAAACUUUCACUGGGAGUUGAAUCAGUAACCUACUCCUAAAUUUACUGGAGCGUUUCAUGUGUGUAUAUAUAAAUAAGUGUAUCUUACGUUUACUUAUCGCACCUCUGCACGAAUGUGUUAUUACGUAAGAAGUUACGUCGCUCUCACCUGCGUGUGUCGAGUCCUCGCACGCCGCCAGGUUGGAGUCGUCCUUAGGCUCCGCCCCUUCCCAGUGCACCUCUGCUGAGUCCGGCAGCCUCAGUGCGCCUCCACACUCACACUCUGCCACCACAGCGCCGGGACGCGCUAUUUUUUUUUUCCCUCCCCAACAUGAGCACUGCGGCCUCUGAGAAUGUCUUCCUGUCCGCUUUACAGCCCAACAACUCGGUCACCACCUACGGCCUCCCGUCUGAAAUCCACCUCGGGAGUGGCAACUCUACCGCGGACGAGGUGUCGAGGGUUCGCCGAGUCCAGCAGCAGGUUCAGAUGCGGCUGGCCGAGAAGUCCACGCUUCCGCGUCACAAUGGCUCCGCGUCCUCCUCCGCCAUGUCAGACUACGGUGGGUCUUCCACGAUGAAAUACCAGACGUACAAUCCCGGUUACAGCUCCAAGUCGUCCUACAUGUUCUCGGGCUCCAGGACUAUGACACCGCAGAUAUCACAGAGGUCUGGCUUUAGCUCUCUCUCAGCCGGCCCAGACAUGGCUCAGUACAACAGGAUCAGCGUUGGCGGCGGAGGAGUCGGAGUCGGAGGCGGCGGAGGUUAUUACCGUGAAGAUGUCCACAUGGGCACUUAUCAAGGGAAUCGGCACCAGUCCCGCAUGGAACCGGAAAUUGUCUCCUUGCACGCCAUGAGGCAGCAGACCAUGCCGGCAAAUGCCUGGAUGUUGGACGGCAGUGACGGCGCCAGCAUGGUCUCCGACCGUGAUGCCACUUUCAACCGCCAGUACGUGCAAACCAAUGGCUAUUCCACUCAGAUGAGGCAAGGGGCAGGCUCCAUGACCUUACCGGUGUCCAUGCGUCGAUCCCACAGCGGCACCAUCCCACGUGGUGCUGACAUGGACAUGGGGAUGGUCCAGCAAUGUUCCUACAAAGGUCCGGCUUACCGCACCAUUAGCAGGAUUAACCAGCGAAACCGGAUGAGCAUGGGCUCCAUGUCGGGGACCCUGCAGCGCCAGAUGUCAAGCGCUUCCAGCAUGCUCGGAGGGGGGAUGGACAAAAUUGACUCGGGCUUUAUAGGCCCAGGAAUGUCCUCCGCUUCCCAGGGGAAUUUAGCGAUGCAGCGGCGUCAGAGUACCAUUUCCCGGGCUAUGUCGGUCAAAAGCAUGCAGAGUGUGGGCCGAGGUGUUGACGUCUUCAACGGGCAGAUGGGGAUCGGAAGCAUGGGAAACCUCGCUGGGAUGGAAACUUUGGACAUGGCCAGAGCUGUGCAGUACCUGCGAGAACCGGAUCCUGAUUUGCAGGUCUUGGGUGCAGCUUACAUUCAACACGAGUGCUACAAUGAUAGCGACGCCAAAAAUGAGGUCCGUCAAUCCAAGGGCAUCAGUGAGCUGGUGAAGCUGUUCAACUCUGAGAAUCAGGAAGUGCAGCGCUAUGCCACUGGUGCCACACGCAACCUCAUCUACGAGAACAUGGAGAAUAAGGUGGCCCUGAUCGAGGAGGGUGGCAUCCCCCAGCUGGUGGAGGCUCUCAAGGAGCCCGACGACGAGCUCCAAAAGAACAUCACCGGUAUUUUGUGGAACCUUUCAUCAAAAGACACCCUGAAGGAGAAACUGGCCCGAGAGGCUCUUCCGGAUCUGACCGAUAGGAUCCUCAUCCCACUGUCGGGCAGCGAGGGGUCGGAGGGCAUUAAUCAGUCGGCCUCCGAGGCAGAAAUCUUCUACAACACCACUGGCUGUCUCAGGAAUCUGAGCUCAGUGAAUGAAAAGACCCGUCAGCAGAUGAGACAAACCCACGGGCUGGUGGACUCUUUGGUGAGCUACAUCAAGGCCUCGCUGGAGGAGAAUAAAGCUGAGGACAAGGGGGUGGAGAAUGCUGUGUGUGUUUUAAGGAACCUCUCCUACCAGCUCUACAGCGAGAUGCCGCCAUCGGCUCUGCUUCGCCUGGAGGGGCCGAGCCGAGCCGAGGACUCUGGGAAGAACGAAGCCAUCGGCUGCUUCACUCCUCAGAGCAAGAAGGCCAACAAUAGCAGGAACCAGGACCUGUCCACGUUCACUGAGGUGGCCCGCGCUCCGAAAGGGAUGGAGUGGCUGUGGCACCCGCAGAUCGUGGGGUUGUACAACCGUGUGCUGCAGCAGUGCGAGAUCAACUCAACCACACGGGAGGCGGCUGCAGGAGCGCUGCAGAACAUCACGGCUGGGGACAAGAGGUGGGCAUCAGUGCUGAGCCGCGUUGCCAUGGACCAGGAGCGCAUGGUGCCAGUUCUAUUAGACCUGUUGCGCAGCAACAACGACUUGGAGCUGCGUUCUGUCACAGGCUUCCUCCGAAAUUUGUCGCGCCAUGCCAAGGAUAAAAAUCACAUGGCCACAAAAGUAGUAAACAACCUAGUGACCAAGCUGCCCGCCGACGGCUACCAGAAGGAGCCGUCCAGCGACGUUGUGGUCAACAUCUGCGGAAUUCUCAACAACUUGGUGACGUGCAGCUCGGUCGCCGCAAGAGAUGUGUGCUUCUUCGACGGCCUGCCCAAAUUGGUCGCCAUCAAGAAUACCAACGACUCCAGUUCUGGAAAAAUGAGAGCAGCCAAAGCAGCCGCCACAGUGCUCAGCAACAUGUUCCAGUACAAGAAACUCCACAAGGAUUACAAAAAUAAAGGCUUCACAAGACCAGACUUUGCAGACACGACCAUCUAAAAUGGAAGGUAGCAUUACGCAGAAGUUUGCUUCUUCUGUGACCAGUGGAAGUCUACUGGCGUCGAGGGACCAAAUCGGGCUUUUUGCUAUUCCGAGAUAACCCAAGCUCAUUUUUCAUCUGCCAGAAAGUUUGUGAUAGGAACACUUUGUGGACAUUGGAGAGGAAGUCAAGCAUGUAGCACUAUUGCUUGCCAAAUGUGAGCACUAUAAUCUAGUGUUGGAGUGUGGCUUCAGAGAUGUAUUUUAUAAAAGCAGAUGUAAAAACUAUGUGAAACUAUAGAUUAUGAUUCAGUGAUAUUCUAACUAAUGUCGUACUGUGGUACCUCUACUUACGAAAUUCAUUGGUUCCGGAAGUCGUUUCGUAACGUGAAUCUUUACGUAAGUAGGAGCGCUUUUUAAAUAUAAAUAGACUAAUCCGUUCCAAGCCCCCUGACCGCCAAAAAAAUAAGCAUUCAAAGUAUAUCAUGUAAAGAAUAAUAAAAAUUGUGUUCCUUUACAUUUGGUGUAGGCCGACUUAACUAUGCGAAUAGAAGCGUGACGGAGAAGUGAAAGGCAUUGUGGGGGACAGAAGAGGAGGAGGCAAACGUUUUAUAGCCAAGAGAGAACAUACUUACAAAUGUACGCACGCACACAACUUAAUCACACUAAAGUUUCUUGGGGCCUAUGUUGAAGAAAGAUGAAUGCAACAAACACAAAUGAAAAAACAAAAAGUUGCACUUUACCAUUGUACAGUAACGUGUGAUUCAGGUGAUGCCUGAGUGUCAAGGAGAAAUGAAAAGCAUCAUAGGUAGAGAUUGAGGUCCCUCCUAGCCAAUAAACGGCCAGGAGCUGCUACGGCGAUAGCCAAUGGGAGAGCAGCUCUAUCACGCCACUUUCAAACCAAGAUAUAGAAUGUUUACGUUGGGUAGAAUUUGGGGGCUGAAAAUCCAGCGCCUAUUUUUGCCUUUCGUAUCCUGAAUUUUCUUUCGCAACUAGAGGCAAUAUUUUUCCAAAGUAGCGUUUCGUAACCUGAUUUUUUUGCAACCAGAGACGUUCCUAAGUAGACGUACCACUGUACUUAUAUUUGUACAUACUGCUGAACGUUUUACUUAAUCACAUUUUAUACACUGUAAUCAAGGACUGCUAAUGAAUGCGUAUGAAUGAGUGAAAAUAUAUUGCAAUUGAAUACUCCAGCGAUGAAUUGUUUAUACUUUUGCUUAAGAAAGGUUGGGAUUUUGGUGUGCCUCUAAACCUGUCAUGUAUUCUACAAAUGUAUGUAAUCUGUGAUGCUGUCUGUGGCUUUUGCAAUUUUUAAAAAGGUUGGAAUGGUAAUAAAGUGUGCGUGUGUGCAUAUGUGAUUGAGAAACCAUGCAUGUCCUGAAAGAAUGCAGCCCUAACAAGUUUUCAUGUGUUUGUUUAGUCUUAAAGGUUUUUAUUUUUGUAAAUGUUCCACCUCAUAGUUUGACACCUGUCAAGAUCUGGAAUGUAAUUUGUCACUUUGAAAUACCUGUCGUAAAAUGACCUAACAACUAUGGUGAAUGGCAUCUUUUGUAUUUAAAAAAAAAAAAUGGGGGGGAUUUGCUACAUGCACAGCUGUACCAUCUGAUUUAAUAAAGAAACAGAUCUGUCCAAUGAGGUCUAUGUGUAGUUGUGCCUGUUACAGGCUGACAUGUCGACCACUCCCUGUUUACAUAUUUUCUCCUGCUCAGACAGGAAUAAUUCCAGCCCUUCCCUGCUGCACCCUUCUUUAGCAUCCCGUUUCGCCGCGGCUCAUAAUGUAUCCAUGAGCGCAUAAGGAGGCAAAUAACAACCUAUUUUACCUAACUGUGCCAUGAUGUAAACCCCACAUGGCCAAAGGUCACAGUUACGUUGAGGUCAAAUAAUGAAGUGCUGACCUGCAGCAGUGUUGACUUUUGCACUUUGCACUCCAGCCGUUCACAGUUCAACUAUGGAGUACUGCAGUGUAUUUGAGUCUAAUCUGUCAUGAGUCUGCCAUCUGCUGGGCACUCAGAAGCAUCUUUAACCACAGUAAGUCGUGU
Syngnathoides biaculeatus (alligator pipefish) is the source of this 4905-nucleotide messenger RNA. It is a transcript of the gene pkp3a, whose product is annotated as plakophilin 3a. The coding region runs from base 371 to 2887 and encodes 838 amino acids. Gene Ontology annotation, cellular component: cytoplasm; adherens junction; nucleus. The transcript is spliced from 13 exons. Gene Ontology annotation, biological process: cell-cell junction assembly; cell-cell adhesion. Lineage: Eukaryota; Metazoa; Chordata; Actinopteri; Syngnathiformes; Syngnathidae. Gene Ontology annotation, molecular function: cadherin binding. The record is from RefSeq and is a predicted model, not a curated record.